AUAGGUUUGUUUAGGAGGACAUAUCCAACCAUUGAAUUUAGUUGAAACUGAAAAAGGUUGUGUUAGCUUCGUGGGCUUUGAUGGAGUUGAGCAUGUUGGCUUCAUUCCCUGGUUCCGUAAAACCCUCUGUAAGAGCGAAUCUUUCUCUUCCUAAGCUUACCUCUCGGCAUGAGUACCCUCUUGCAAGCAAAAUCAUUGUUAAAAAUUUAUCAUAUUCUACUGGUGAGACUACUUUGCAGAAGGACUUUUCAAAUUUUGGCCAGAUAGCUGAAGUUAAAGUGGUGAAAGAUGUGAACACAAAAAGAUCUAAGGGAUAUGCUUUUAUUCAAUAUACAUGUCAAGAUGAUGCCAUGCUUGCACUUGAAACCAUGGAUCAGAAGGAUUUGUAUGGUCGGAAGAUUAGUGUAGAAAUUGCAAGACUAGGUUGGUCUGAUUUUGAUGCACGCCCAAGGACCUCAGGGCCCCCAAAAAAGUGGAAUUUGCCAGAGGAAGGGGAAGUGGUAGAUUGCUGGUACUGAUCAAAAUUCAAAAUGAGUAAAGCUGCUGAAGAAGAGAUAAUGAUGGAACACAACAAAAUCUGUGUGCAUUAGAUACCACUGCAUUGUUUUCUAUUGUAUUCCAAUUUGGACCCUUUAUUUUCAAUUUAAAGUAUAGAGCAAUGCUCGGUGCACAUAAGAACAUUUGUGUUAAGUGAUAAAAUCAAAGUACAAGUGUGUAGAAAAUAAUUAAUAAGGUAGGAUCAACUACAAUCAAAUAGUAAAAUUUUUGCUGGUAUUAGAAAAUGUGUGUUUAAAUGUAUGUGGGUAGCAUUAUUAUAUGGUGGUGUGGUUAAUUAGUAGUAGGACUAGGUUU
This is a messenger RNA of Gastrolobium bilobum, 852 nucleotides long. Its product is annotated as glycine-rich RNA-binding protein 4, mitochondrial-like. NCBI's taxonomy places the organism in Eukaryota, Viridiplantae, Streptophyta, Magnoliopsida, Fabales, Fabaceae. The record is from RefSeq and is a predicted model, not a curated record. Gene Ontology annotation, cellular component: U1 snRNP; precatalytic spliceosome; U2-type prespliceosome. Gene Ontology annotation, biological process: mRNA splicing, via spliceosome. The transcript has 4 exons. The coding region runs from base 81 to 518 and encodes 145 amino acids. Gene Ontology annotation, molecular function: U1 snRNA binding; mRNA binding.